This is a messenger RNA of Radiomyces spectabilis, 543 nucleotides long. RefSeq lists its product as uncharacterized. NCBI's taxonomy places the organism in Eukaryota, Fungi, Mucoromycota, Mucoromycetes, Mucorales, Radiomycetaceae. The transcript has 3 exons. The coding region runs from base 1 to 543 and encodes 180 amino acids. The record is from RefSeq and is a predicted model, not a curated record.
AUGCACGUCGUUGAAUUCUUCAUUCCUAAAACCUGGUUGGAAGUUCUCACCUCUGCUUGGAAAAUUUGGUUUUCAUGUUAUGUCAAACAGGGUCUAUCUUACAAGCAAUUUAUCGUCUGGAUGUCUGUAGACAAAGACAACCUCCGUUCCUUUAUCGGCCACAACAAGUCCGCUCUUCGUACUUGCCAAAGCUGUGAACUCAAACGGAGCAUACCAGGAAUCGAUGCGCAACUGUUAACUUUACUCAAUCACUAUUCCGACUUCAAGCGCCACCUCAUCCACACAGUUAGCAAAGUGGAUUCCGGGGCCAUCAUCAAAGACAGGGCGCUCCUUUUGGUGCCAGUCGCAGAUGCUGACAUCCGUGGGAAAAACAAGUGUCCUUCACACGAAAUCAAACAGGAAAUUGAUCUGACGCCAUCGAUCGCCACUUAUGAUGAUCCUCACUUGGAAUCUACGGAGAAGCCGAUAAUGUUGUUAUAUGAUGUCGGGGCUAAAGUCAGAAUGGUCAUUUCGAUGAAAACAGGAAUAAAAGGUAUUCGAUGA